Nycticebus coucang (slow loris) is the source of this 395-nucleotide messenger RNA. RefSeq names its product translation machinery-associated protein 7-like. The record is from RefSeq and is a predicted model, not a curated record. The transcript has a single exon. NCBI's taxonomy places the organism in Eukaryota, Metazoa, Chordata, Mammalia, Primates, Lorisidae. Bases 48 to 242 code for a protein of 64 amino acids.
GAAAGAGAAGUUCUGGUGGCAGGGUCUGGUGAAGGGGUGGCAGCAUCAUGUCUGGCCGCAAAGGAGGCAAGAAAAAGCCCCUGAAAGAGCUUAAGAAGCAGGCCAAGGAGCUGGAUGAGGAAGAUAAGGCGUGCAAACAGAAACAGAAAGAGGAGCCGAAGAAACCCGAGGAGCUGAAAGCAAAGGCCGCGGGGAAGGGCCCCCUGGCCACAGCUGGAAUGAAGAAAUCGGGCAAAAAGUAAGCUGUUCCUCAUGCCUGAGAGGAUGACGACCCUUGGUUCCUAUCUAAACAUCUGUGUUCCCUGACAUAACAUCUUUUGCCACCUAUAGCUGAAAUGAAGUGUUGUCUUAGAGCCUAUUGUACAUUUAAGAAUAAACUUUAAAAAAAGAAAAAA